ACCUCCCCCCGGCUUCACCUUUCACAGCCCACGAGACCCCGCCCACCACGCCCCACCGAGACCCCACCCACAACGGCCCCACUCCUGAGGCCCCGCCCAUCACGGCCCCACUUCGGGACCCCGCCCCAUAGUCCCGCCCUGACGCCUGUCCCGGGAUUGGGCCCGCCCCACCUUCACGAGACUUGGAGCAGUUGGGGACCAGUCCUGCCGGUGAGACAACCUAGAGGUCGACAAGAGCAACGGCUGUCGUGUGGCCGGCGCUGGAGGGCCACCCAGCGCUGCUCUGAGCACCGCAGGGAGCUGGUGGGGGCCUCUGGAGCGUCUGUCCCCCCCAACCCCGCCCCAGCGCUCGCCGUCCCACCGCCCCUCCAGUGUCUCCCCUUCGGGGUCCCGGAGCUCCGCCGCUGCGCCCCCACCGCCCUCUGCAGAACCCGGCAUGGAGCCCUUUCUCAGGAAGAGGCUGGCCUUCCUGUCCUUUUUCUGGGACAAGAUCUGGCCGGCCGGGGCACCGCGGUUCCCAGACCCCGACGCUGACCUGGAGCUGGAGCCCGCCGCAGAGGAGCCCAGUACCGCGGAGCCUUGCAGCCCCCCGGCGCCCGCGCAGCUCUUCAGGGCUCUGUGCGACUUCACGGCGCGGCGCGCGGAGGAGCUGAGCGUCAGCCGCGGGGACAGGCUCCACGCCCUCAGGGAGGAGGGCGGCUGCAUUCUGGCCCGCAAGCUCUCGGGCUGGCCCUGCACUGGCCUGGUGCCCAUCACCUACGUGGCCAAGGUGGCCCCUGAGACGCUCUCAGACCAGCCCUGGUACUUCAGUGACAUCAGCCGAACCCAGGCCCAGCAGCUGCUCCUGUCCCCCCCCAAUGCGCCGGGGGCCUUCCUCGUCCGGCCCAGUGAGAGCAGCCAUGGGGACUUCUCACUGUCAGUCCGGGCCCAGACCAAAGUCUGCCACUACCGCAUCUCCAUGGCGGCCGACGGCAGCCUCUACCUGCAGAAGGACCGGCUCUUCCCCAGUCUAGAUGAGCUGCUAGCAUAUUACAAGGCCAACUGGAAGCUGAUCCAGAGCCCACUGCUGCAGCCCUGCACAGCCCAGAAGUCCCUUGAGCAGGAUGAGUGGGAGCGGCCCCACUCGGAGUUCACCCUGCGGAGGAAGCUGGGCGAAGGCUACUUCGGGGAGGUGUGGGAAGGCCUGUGGCUGGGCUCCAUGCCCGUGGCAGUCAAGGUCAUCAGACCAGGCGACGUGAAGCUCGCCGACCUGGCCCAGGAGAUACAAACGCUUAAGAGCCUGCGGCAUGAGCGCCUCAUCCGGCUUCACGCGGUGUGCUCGGCGGGCGAGCCCGUGUACAUCGUCACGGAGCUCAUGCGCAAGGGCAGCCUGCAGGCCUUCCUUGGCAGCCUCGAAGGCCAGGCCCUGAGCCCGCCCUUCCUGCUGACCUUUGCCUGUCAGGUGGCCGAGGGCAUGAGCUACCUGGAGGAGCAGCGCAUCGUGCAUAGGGACCUGGCUGCCAGGAACGUGCUCGUGGGCGACGACCUGGCCUGCAAGGUGGCCGACUUUGGCCUGGCCCGGCUGCUCAAGGAUGACAUCUACUCCCCGCGCAGCGGCUCUAAGAUCCCCGUCAAGUGGACAGCGCCUGAGGCAGCCAGCUAUUGCGUGUACUCACCCAAGUCUGAUGUCUGGUCCUUCGGGGUCCUGCUCUACGAGGUCUUCACGUAUGGCCGGUGUCCCUACGAAGGUGGGCCUCCUGGCAGCACAAGGCAGGAGGCAAGGGUAGUCCAAGGAAGGAAGCGUGGGAGCCAGCCUGGAGGAGGAGGCACCCCCUGCCCAGGGAUUGCUGAGCCUGGAAGGGGUACCAGGCCUGGAGGCUGCCUGCUUGGCGGGGUCUGCCCAGGGCUGGAGGUGGGCUCCAGAGUGACUCCCAGGCCAAGGGAGGAAGCACCUGCCCAGCGUCUCUUCUUGCCCCUCCCCAGGGAUGAGCAACCACGAGACUCUACAGCAGAUCUCACGGGGGUACCGGCUCCCGCGCCCGGCUGCCUGUCCAGCUGAGGUCUAUGCGCUCAUGCUGGGGUGCUGGAGGCGCUGCCCGGAAGAGCGGCCAGACUUCACCACACUGCGGGAGAAGCUGGGUGCCACGAGCAGGCGCCACCGCCCCGCCCUCACAUGACCCGGGCUCCUGCCCAGGGACCCCUCUCAUGGGACAGUGUUUGCCAACAAUACCUGCUGCCCAGAACUGGUGCCAGCCCACAGGGCCUCUGGCUGUGGGCCUCACACCCUGACACGUGCUGACACACAAAGCUUGUGCAUAUGAGGCAGACACAUGCGGACACCCGCUCAGACAGGAGAGGGACUGGCAUCCUCCAGCAGCAUGACCAGUGUUCCCCAGAGAGGGAGGAUCUCAGCAGAGAAGCCCAGACAGAGCCCACAUUCGCCCUGACCUCAGGAAUACACUGGGCAGAGAGGCCUCCUGCCCGUGCCUGCCUCAUCGAGCCCCCUCGCACAGUCAGGAGCCUCGGUGGGUUGCUGUGGCUUUCUUGCAGCUGCCGGUGCUAGGGCUUUGGCAGGCCCAGGGCACUGGCCCCACAUGACACAGACUGGCAUAGCCACUCCCUCUUGUGGUCCACCUGGCCCUGAGCCCUUAACCAGAACAGGACCUGGGGCUGAUGGCUCAGCCCUCCAUCUGAUGGAUUGUGCCCGAGGAAGAGCUGGCCCUCAUGUGCCCACCUCUACCCCAGGGCAUCUUGGCGCCCACAUCCGGGGAUUCAGAGGCAGCACACCCCCUGGGCUGUGGGCAGGAACAGGAUGGCGGGGGAGGCUGCAGAGGCCAGGUGAAGAGCCUUUCCCAUGCCCCUGGGGCUGGAGCAGAGAGAGAGGGAGAGAGGGGGUUGUCAGGCCACAGGAAGCUCAGACUGGUGACUAGGUGACUGGGUGACGCUCUGGGCGGUUCUCUGUGGGUGGGACAAAGGUCAGGGAGGCAUCAUGCCUCAGAGCUGGGGUCCUGGGUGCUGGCUGACUGUGCAGGGUCGGGGGGGGCCGACGUUGAUGCUCUGGCGUCUGGGCACCUGGUGACCACUGGCCCUCCUGUGACAGGAAGCAGCCAGUUGCCAGGUGCAACUGCUGCCCCGGAGCUGAUCUCAAGCACAGCUUCAUCACAGGACGUGCACUGUUGGCUUCACCUCACCCUGCCGGCUCCAGUCCCACGAGAUGGACAUGGACAGGGACUGGGCAGGUGG
Molecule: messenger RNA, 3222 nt
Organism: Bubalus bubalis (water buffalo)
Lineage: Eukaryota; Metazoa; Chordata; Mammalia; Artiodactyla; Bovidae
Gene: SRMS
Product: src-related kinase lacking C-terminal regulatory tyrosine and N-terminal myristylation sites
Exons: 7
Coding region: 437-2038 (533 amino acids)
Biological process (GO): cell differentiation; innate immune response; cell surface receptor protein tyrosine kinase signaling pathway
Cellular component (GO): extrinsic component of cytoplasmic side of plasma membrane
Molecular function (GO): ATP binding; signaling receptor binding; non-membrane spanning protein tyrosine kinase activity
Source: RefSeq, a predicted model, not a curated record